Molecule: messenger RNA, 10233 nt
Organism: Monopterus albus (swamp eel)
Lineage: Eukaryota; Metazoa; Chordata; Actinopteri; Synbranchiformes; Synbranchidae
Gene: scn8aa
Product: sodium channel, voltage gated, type VIII, alpha subunit a
Biological process (GO): neuronal action potential; membrane depolarization during action potential; sodium ion transmembrane transport
Cellular component (GO): voltage-gated sodium channel complex; plasma membrane
Molecular function (GO): voltage-gated sodium channel activity
Source: RefSeq, a predicted model, not a curated record
ACUCACCAAACUGAACACAUCGAUCAACUGCGUUUUGUCUCAUCAAUCUCAUCCAGGCUCAUCUCUGAUCCCUACGAGCUUUAUUCUGUGUACCACAGGUCGGGGUUUACAGGCUGUAGGCAUAAUUGACCUUUGCGAUUUUACGAAACACACUUGCCGACUCUCUCACAUUCUGCCGAGAGUCAUCAAUUAUGCAGGGAAACUGCUCGCACUGAGGGGGAAGAUAGCAGCAACAAUAUGGCGACAACCGCAGUUUCUCCUCAAUCUUUUCCGCACCUGCAGUCCCGCAAAGGCUUUUUGGAUUCAUUGUAAAGCUCACAAAGCUGCUACUGUGGAUGGUACAAACCUAAAGACCAAGUAGCUGCAGGAUGAAAACAUGGCUGCACCCCUUCUUGCACCUCCAGGACCUGAUAGCUUCAAGAAAUUUACUGUGGAAUCUUUGCGGGCCCUUGAGCAGCGCAUCAAUGAGGAGAAGAACAAGAAACCGCCCAAGCAGGACAGCAGCUACCGCGACGAUGAUGAUGAGAACAAGCCCAAGCCCAACGGUGACCUGGAGGCUGGGAAGAGCCUGCCCUUCAUCUAUGGGGACAUCCCUGCGGGAUUGGUGGCGGUGCCACUGGAGGACCUGGACCCAUUCUACCUGAAUACUCAGAAAACAUUUAUAGUACUAAAUAGAGGGAAGACAAUCUUCCGUUUUAGUGCCACACCUGCCUUGUACUUCAUAAGUCCUUUUAAUCCGGUUAGGCGAAUAGCUAUUAAAAUUUUGAUACAUGCUCUUUUCAGCAUGAUCAUUAUGUGUACUAUUUUGACCAACUGUAUAUUUAUGACCUUUAGUGAUCCUCCUGAGUGGUCAAAACAAGUAGAGUACACAUUCACAGGAAUUUAUACAUUUGAGUCUCUUGUAAAAAUCACUGCACGAGGAUUCUGCAUAGAUGGAUUUACAUUCCUAAGAGAUCCAUGGAACUGGCUGGAUUUUAUGGUCAUUUCGAUGGCAUAUGUAACAGAGUUUGUGGAGCUGGGCAAUGUAUCUGCGCUGAGAACAUUCAGAGUUCUCCGAGCAUUGAAAACUAUCUCUGUCAUUCCAGGCCUGAAGACCAUUGUGGGUGCCCUGAUCCAGUCUGUGAAGAAGCUUUCCGAUGUGAUGAUCCUAACUGUCUUCUGCCUGAGCGUCUUUGCCCUCAUCGGUCUCCAGCUCUUUAUGGGUAACCUGCGCCAGAAGUGUGUGUUCUGGCCAAUCAACAUAAAUGAGAGCUACCUGGCCAAUGGCAGUAAGGGCUUUGACUGGACUGAGUACAUCAACAAUGAGACCAAUUUCUAUAUACUGCCUGACCAGACAGAUGCUCUUCUCUGUGGGAACAGCUCCGACUCAGGUCGCUGUCCAGAGGGCUACACAUGCAUGAAAGCUGGGAGGAAUCCAAACUACGGCUACACCAGCUUUGACAGCUUCGGCUGGGCCUUCUUGGCUCUCUUUCGACUCAUGACGCAGGACUUCUGGGAAAACCUUUACAUGCUGACCCUGAGGGCAGCAGGGAAGACCUACAUGAUCUUCUUUGUGCUGGUGAUUUUUGUGGGAUCUUUCUACUUGGUAAAUCUGAUUCUGGCUGUGGUGGCCAUGGCUUAUGAGGAGCAGAACCAGGCCACCAUUGAAGAGGCCCAGCAGAAAGAGGAAGAAUUCAAGGCUAUGCUGGAGCAGCUCAAGAAACAGCAGGAAGAUGCCCAGGCUGCUGCCAUGGCAACCUCUGCAGGCACAGUGUCAGAGGACGCUGUAGAGGAUGAUGGAGGAGGCCGUCUGUCAUGCAGUUCCUCUGAGAUGUCGAAGCUCAGCUCCAAGAGUGCCAAAGAGCGGCGCAACCGCAAGAAGAAAUGGCGGCAGAAAGAGCAGGAGAAGGAGAAAGGUGACAGCGAGAAGUUUGUCAAGUCAGAGUCAGAUGAUGGUAGCAAGAGGAGCCGCUUCCGUUUUCCUGAUAACCGGCUGGGUCGAAAGUCUUCCAUUAUGAACCAGUCCCUCCUCAGUAUACCCGGCUCGCCUUUCCUGUCCCGCCACAAUAGUAAGAGCAGCAUCUUCAGUUUCAAGGGUCGUAGUAAGGACGUGGGCUCUGAGAACGAAUUUGCUGAUGAUGAGCACAGCACAGUCGAGGAAUGUGAGGAGCGUCGAGGCUCCCUGUUCAGCCCAUACAGGCGGAGCAGCUACAGCAGCUUUCAUGGGAAGAGGAACAGCACGGUGGAUUGCAAUGGCGUGGUGUCACUCAUUGGCCCUGGGCCUGGUGGACGCCUUCUGCCUGAGGUGAAAAUCGAUAAACCAGCUUCUGAUGACAGUCCAACUUCUGAGGUUGAGGUGAAGAAGAAGCUGUCGGGCUCCCUGAUGGUGUCUGUGGACCAGCUCAAUACCUCUUUUGGGCGGAAAGAGCGGGCCAACAGUGUCAUGAGCGUCAUUACCAACACACUAGUGGAGGAGCUGGAGGAGUCUCAGCGCAAGUGUCCACCAUGCUGGUAUAAUUUUGCUAACACAUUCCUCAUCUGGGAGUGCUCUCCUCUAUGGAUUAAGAUCAAGGAGAUUGUGAACCUGAUAGUCAUGGACCCUUUUGUGGACUUAGCCAUCACCAUCUGCAUCGUCCUCAACACUCUCUUCAUGGCCAUGGAGCACUACCCCAUGACCCAGGAGUUUGAGCACAUGCUGACUGUAGGCAAUCUGGUGUUCACUGGGAUCUUUGCAGGGGAGAUGGUUUUGAAGCUGGUGGCCAUGGAUCCGUACUACUAUUUCCAGGAGGCCUGGAACUGUUUUGAUAGUGUCAUUGUGACGCUGAGUUUAGUGGAGCUGGCUCUGGCUGACGUUGAGGGCCUGUCUGUGCUGCGGUCAUUCCGAUUGCUGAGAGUGUUUAAGCUGGCCAAGUCAUGGCCCACCCUCAACAUGCUGAUCAAGAUCAUUGGUAACUCAGUGGGAGCCCUGGGGAACCUGACUCUGGUGCUGGCCAUCAUCGUCUUCAUCUUUGCUGUGGUUGGCAUGCAGCUGUUCGGAAAGAACUAUAAAGACUGUGUGUGCAAGAUUUCUUCUGACUGUGAGCUGCCUCGUUGGCACAUGAAUGACUUCUUCCACUCCUUCCUAAUUGUCUUCCGGGUGCUGUGUGGUGAGUGGAUUGAGACCAUGUGGGACUGCAUGGAGGUGGCAGGCCAGGCCAUGUGCCUUGUUGUCUUCAUGAUGGUCAUGGUCAUCGGUAACCUGGUGGUGUUGAACCUGUUCCUUGCUCUGCUGCUGAGCUCAUUCAGUGCUGACAACUUGGCUGCGACAGAUGAUGAUGGUGAGCCCAACAACCUGCAGAUUUCAGUCAUGCGCAUCAAGAAAGGCAUUGCAUGGAUAAAAGCAAAAGUGCGGAUACUGAUAGCAAGUCUGCUGAGGAAACCACCAAUGGAGGAUGAGCAGAAGCCUUUAGAUGACAUGUAUGACCAGAAACUGAACUGCAUUGCUAACCACACUGGGGUGGACAUUAACCGUGACUUGGACUAUGCAAAAAAUGGUAACGGCACUACCAGUGGUAUUGGCAGCAGCGUGGGCAAGUAUAUGAUUGAUGAGGACCACAUGUCAUUCAUCCAUAACCCGAACCUGACUGUCUGCGUGCCCAUAGCAGUGGGGGAGUCCGACUUUGAGAACCUCAACACAGAAGAUUUCAGCAGCGAGUCAGACAUUGAGAACAGCAAAGAGCUGGAUGACACCAGUUCAUCAGAAGGCAGCACCAUCGACAUCAAGCCAGAUGUGGAGGAGGUGGUGGUGGUGGAGACGGUGGAGGAAUACAUGGAACCAGAGGCAUGUUGGACAGAUGCUUGUGUGGCCAAAUACAAGUGCUGUGAUGUUGACAUCAGUCUUGGCUGGGGGAAGAGAUGGUGGUACCUGAGAAAAACCUGCUACCUGAUUGUGGAGCACAACUGGUUUGAGACCCUCAUCAUCUUCAUGAUCCUUCUCAGUAGCGGUGCCCUGGCCUUUGAGGAUGUGUACAUAGAGCAGAGGAAGACCAUUCGGAUCAUUUUAGAGUACGCCGACAGGGUUUUCACUUACAUCUUCAUCCUGGAGAUGUUACUCAAAUGGGUCGCCUAUGGCUUUGUCAAGUAUUUCACCAAUGCCUGGUGUUGGCUGGACUUCUUCAUUGUGGAUGUGUCUAUAGUCAGCCUUGUAGCUAAUGCGCUGGGCUUCUCCGAUCUAGGGCCCAUUAAAUCACUCAGGACACUAAGGGCCUUGAGACCCCUCAGAGCCUUGUCACGUUUUGAAGGGAUGAGGGUGGUAGUCAACGCCUUGGUGGGUGCCAUCCCUUCCAUUAUGAAUGUGUUGCUGGUUUGCCUCAUCUUCUGGCUGAUUUUCAGUAUCAUGGGGGUCAACAUGUUUGCGGGCAAGUACUACUACUGUUACAAUGAGACUCUGAAGGAUAGGAUUCCCCUCGAUAUUGUCAACAACAAGACCGAGUGUGAGGCCCUCAUUAAACAAAACUAUACUGAGGUCAGGUGGAAGAAUGUCAAGAUCAACUUUGACAACGUGGGCGCUGGCUACCUUGCCCUGCUGCAAGUGGCAACGUUCAAAGGCUGGAUGGACAUUAUGUACGCAGCUGUGGAUUCCAGACAGGUGGAAGAUCAACCUGCCUAUGAAGUCAAUAUCUACAUGUACAUCUACUUCGUCAUUUUUAUUAUAUUCGGCUCCUUCUUCACCCUCAACCUCUUUAUUGGUGUGAUCAUUGACAACUUCAAUCAACAAAAGAAAAAGUUUGGAGGUCAGGAUAUCUUCAUGACAGAGGAGCAGAAGAAAUACUACAAUGCUAUGAAAAAGCUGGGGUCCAAAAAGCCACAAAAACCUAUUCCUCGACCACAGAACAAGAUCCAGGGAAUUGUCUUUGAUUUUGUCACGCAGCAAGUUUUUGACAUCUCCAUCAUGAUACUGAUCUGUCUCAACAUGGUCACCAUGAUGGUGGAAACAGAUGAUCAGACCAAUGAAACAGAGAAUGUCCUCUACUGGGUCAACUUCAUCUUUAUUGUAGUCUUCACCACGGAGUUCUUGCUAAAGCUCUUUGCCCUUCGCCACUAUUAUUUCACUAAUGGCUGGAACAUCUUUGAUGUGGUGGUGGUCAUCCUCUCUAUUGUCGGUAUGUUCUUGGCUGACAUCAUUGAGAAAUACUUUGUAUCACCAACCUUGUUCAGGGUGAUCAGGUUAGCUCGUAUUGGCCGUAUCCUCCGUCUUAUCAAAGGAGCCAAAGGCAUCCGAACAUUACUCUUUGCCCUGAUGAUGUCACUGCCAGCUUUGUUCAACAUUGGCCUACUGCUCUUCCUGGUCAUGUUCAUCUUCUCCAUCUUUGGCAUGUCUAACUUUGGCUAUGUAAAACAUGGAGCAGGCAUUGACGACUUGUACAACUUUGAGACCUUUGGCAACAGCAUGAUUAUCUUGUUCAUGAUCACCACUUCGGCUGGAUGGGAUGGCUUGCUACUGCCAAUCCUUAACUACCCACCAGACUGUGAUACUUACCUAGAGAACCCUGGAACAUCCGUGAAGGGCGAUUGUGGUAACCCUUCAGUGGGAAUCUUCUUUUUUGUCAUGUAUAUCAUCAUUUCUUUCCUGAUUGUGGUCAACAUGUAUAUUGCCAUCAUCCUGGAGAACUUCAGUGUGGCCACAGAGGAAAGUGCUGAUCCACUCAGUGAAGAUGACUUUGAGACCUUCUACGAGAUCUGGGAGAAGUUUGACCCCACUGCCUCUCAGUUCAUUACUUUUGCCAAGCUGCCUGACUUUGCUGAUGCAUUGGAGCACCCACUUCGUGUGCCAAAGCCCAACACUAUAGAACUAAUUGCCAUGGACAUGCCCAUGGUGAGUGGUGAUCGCAUUCACUGCCUGGACAUCCUGUUUGCCUUCACAAAGCGUGUGCUGGGUGACAGUGGAGAGUUGGACAUGCUCAGGCAGAGGGAAGAGCUUUUUGUGCCAGCCAAUCCCUCCAAGGUGUCGUACGAACCCAUCACUACCACCCUCCGCCGCAAACAGGAGGAUGUCUCUGCCAGAAUUAUCCAGAAGUCCUACCGUGCUCACCUCAUCAGGCGCGGCUUCAUCUUCAAGCGCCAUGCUUUUGCUAACAGCACACUUGAAAAUGGUGGGACCAAUCAAGAGAAGAAAGCGAGCACGCCAUCCACUGCCUCUCUUCCCUCAUAUGACAGUGUGACCAAACCUGACAAGGAGAAGCAGGAUGAAACGAAGGAGGAGUGGGCCAAGAAGAAGGACAAAAACCAAAAAGAUGAGUGGGAAUCCAAAUGUUAGGGUUCAGAGACACAAAAUCCAAUAAAACAGUGAGAUGAGACUGAGCCCAAAUAUAACAAAUGUAAAAAAAGUGAUCAUUUGCAAGUAAGAAAAAAAAACUUUUAAAAAGGUUUACAGACUCAGAUACUACUACUGUAAGGCAACGUGGUUUCUUAUGUCGUCCAACACAGCUAAACAUCAUCAGUUUACUGUGGAACAUUUGCUGCAUAGUGACCAAGUUCAUACAAACGAGGAACAAAAUGAAAAACAGCAACUCACAGUGUCUGGCCAGUGACACACAUUUCUUUGGGGACCAACUGCCAAUGCACAGAAAUCUCUGCCAGAUAAUUGGAGAACUGCAAAAUCUCUGCCACCACCAAGUGUGGACCCCACUCAGCAAAGCUCCAGUGCUACGGGAAUGGAUCAUACAGCGCUCACUGGAACUGUUAACAGUCUAAAUGAGGGCCUGUAACAGAGUUUACCAUCUUUAGCAAGAAGAAAACUAUAAUCACCCAAGCAAGUUUAGCUAGGACAGAAGCCCAAGCGGAGGAGGGGGAAACCCAGAACUGUAGACAAAGAUUUUUGUUUGUUUGUGCUGAGUAUACUUGCAUCUUUGCAUUAUUUGAGCAGCAAAAAAAUAUUACAUUUUAGCCCAUGGCGCUGGUCUUUUCAUCUCCUCUUUGUUAUACUGACAUUGAAAAAGACAUGGGCUUUCACACUGACCGGGUAGUAGUCAUUAGUCAUUGUUUUGACUUGGGCAGAAGGAGACUUGCUCAGGCCAAGUUCCAGAUAAAUAAUUAUUGUGCUUGUUCAGUGCAUAGAAAUGACUUGCAUGAAGGCAUGUUUUGAUCAGGAAUCAUGCAUGAGUAAUCAUAGUCCACAAGGCACUAAUUCUCAGACCACUGCAGUGGCUUGACUAAAAGUUUGAGGCUGUCCACUGGAGGAAUUACAAUAACUAUAAAUGGAAAAUGAAGAUAAUGAUAUAUAUAUAGUAUUUGUAGAAUGGUAUUUGUAUGAUCCCACCCUUCACUAAUUUUGUUUGUCAAAUCACCUUGAUUUUUUUAUUCAGCUGUUCAUUAAAUAAUUUCAGGCGAGUGAAGGUGGUAAGCACUCAGUGGCAAAGUCUCAGUCAGAUCAGCCAACAACACAAGCUAGAAAAUGUUUUUUUGCUGCUCUGAAUGUUAAUAGUAAAAAGAGUGUGGAGUGUAUAGAACUAAAAUGGCCUCAUGUUGAGGAUGCACAGAUUUGCAGGGCCCUGUUCAUAGACCUGAACCAAAUCUGGGGCUUACAUCUCUUUGUUUACUUAAAUCUGUCCUAGAGCCACAUUCCUCACUUACCUGUGGUCCCGGUUAGGGUAAUGAAAAGUUGAUGUUUCAAGCCAAGGAAUCCAUAUCUGGCACCAGUAUAGAUCUGUGCUCAGGUGUCAGUAGGUAUGCCCUCUACUGCUGUCAGUCCUCAUGAAGGGACAGCAAUAUGGAUUUGUUUUGAUAUUUCUGUUUCAGUAUAGUGGAGGAGCCAAAAACCACAUUUAGGUAGAUGCAUAAAUCAGUCAUUUUACUGGUUCAUUUCAUUACAGUUCCUCUUUACUCUGUCAGAUCCCCAUCAGAGUGAUGUCUUAGGUAGUGCUUUCUGGACAAAUUAAGUUGCCAGCUUUUGAAGAAAAGAAGCCUUGAAGUCCUCCCCUGAUGCCCCUGUGAUGUAGUCAUUCCUAUAGAAGACUGAUCAGUGCGAGUGACACGGACCAUCUGAAACAACAGACUUAGUGGAAAAUUAACACAAGGAUGUUUUGUUUUGCCUGUAUGUAUGGAAAAUGUAUGGCCAUGAAGGGCUUGUGGUGUGUCUGUAGAACCAAAAGGAUUUUCUCUGGUGAUAAAUAGCAUAACAAAUAUGGUCCCAUAAAUAGGUAGACUGACUGCCAUUUGAACAAGAGCAGAAGAAGAGAAUAGUGCUUUGGUCUUAGCUGCAGUGCUGAAAGUCCCAUGUUUGUCAGUGUAUCAUUGUGCUUUUGUGGGACUUCUUUAACCACUGUGUCGUGUUGGACCCAGGCUCGCACCAUUAUUUCAUAUACUUGCAGACUUUCAAAUGCUAUCACCUGCUUCAGAAAUAAUUAGCCAGAGAAGGCAGUAAAAGCCUAACACUUACUGAGAUAAAACAUCAGCAGGCCUCACAUUGACACAACUAUGUUGUAUAAUAAGCUUUGUGGGCGUUUUUCAUAAACAAAACAAACAAACACAAAAAAAAGCCUGAGGCUUUGUCGAGUGCUAGACAAGACACAGCUGCCUCCUUAGGUGUUCCUGCCAUUUCUUUUCUACACAAAGUGAUAGUCCUAUUUAUAAGUGGAUGACUAGACGUAAAUCUGACAUCCACUGUCACACAACUAAUGCCAUUUGGUGUGUUUAACACUGCCUGUUCCAUAAGGUCCUGUCUGUAGUAAUACCCGAGGUCUGUUUACAAUAUGAUGUGUCCGAAUCAGUUUGGCUGCUGUAUACUGAAACCAAAUACAUUCCCAAUGAGAACCACAGGAGGAGUAAGUAAUGCCAUCUGAAUUACCCAUGUUCAUUUUGGAUGUAAUGUUUUAGAAUGAUACAUUCACACUUGAGAAAAAAAAAGAAACCACAAAAACAGGUGUACAGUGCAGGCUAUGAUGUAAAUGGCACAAUCGCUGAAAAAGAAUGAACUUUUUGAGAGAAACUAUAAAUAUUGUAUUAUAUUCUUUUAUUUUAUCAGCAUGCUUUGUUGUUUUUGUAAAUACAGAAUUUUAAAAAUAUUACUACUAAUAAUCAAAAAAUGAAUAAUAAUAUAGAAUGGCUUCUAACUAUGCCCUUUGUCACAUUUGUUACCUUUUGGAUUUUUUUGAGACACUUUUCACUUUGUUGACAGAAAUUGAAUGAAAUAUAGAUAUACAGUAUAAUACAAAAGAUAUAUACAUGUAUACAUAUAUGUCUAUAUGUAUAUACAUAAAAGAACACUGUCACAUUUCAUUUAUGUGCAACACAUUCAGUGGAUGUCUAAAACUGGCUCUUGCCGGUGUUUCCUAUGUUGAAGAAUAGCUCAUAUGCGAUGUUACUGGAGCUGCUUGCCAUUGACUGUAGCCUGAUCACGAUGAAAGGAUAAUGUUACCAGCACAUUUUUCACUUACUGUCAUGUCGCUCACUGUCACUGAGUACACAGGACACACCCACAGUCACGGACACAAAUGCACACAGCUGACUCUCCUCACUGCCCAGAUCGCUACCAGUGAUCUCUUCCCGGAGGACGUCAGCUACUGUGAUUGACUGCCGCUACCUACCCCUAGGGCCAUUUCCCAUACAUACCCACACAUCAGUGCCAUGACAACUCAACAUACAGACAGCUUGCUUCUCAUCCUCACUUUUCUUUGGUCUGUUUUCUAGUGUUCCACUUAAUGGCAUGUGCCUUUUUUCUGCUUUUUCUGCAAAUUUGGAUGUCAGUGCCACACAGAAAAAAAAAAAAAUUCCAACAGGGGAGGGUGGGGUUCAGGGGUGAGCACCGCAUUAAUCAGGGAUGUCGAAUCGGAAGUACUGCCGGAGGACACCCAACUUCAUCUUAAUAUUCAACAGUGUGUGAUAUUAACAGAAAUACAGCUAACUCAAAAUUGUCCUAUUCUUAGUGCUAUGUGUAUCACCCACUUGGCUUGUGAAAAAGCAGCUUGCCUUCUGUGUUUGUUUUAUUUCUUCUAUAUUUCUGUAUCCAUUUGAAAUUUAUUUUUGUAUCAAAUCUGAUUAUAGGACUCAUUCUUUUUCAGCAUGGUUUAUUAUGGAAGUUUUUUUUUCUUUUUUGCUGAAAAAAAUGAAUAUGCUUUUCAAACUGUUGUCAUCUUUUGAUGCACUGAUAAGAGGAUAUAUACAGUAUAAUAUGACGGUGUGUUGCACAACCACUUGGACACUUGGUAAGAAUAUAUGAAAGAUUGUCUUCAUUUCAGCACGAACCUUUUUAUUACCAAUAAAGCAGCCUUCCAGUUA